UUCAUGUUCUUGACUUGACUGGUAGGCGUACUUUACUUUUGUGAGAAUUGUGUUGGAUGUUUUCUAGAUAUAAAAAAUGCUGAUGGGAACUUAACUAUGUCGGCACCUUUGGGUGGUUUUUGUUGUAUGUGCCAAACAAGAUGGAGGAUAACAGGGAGCCUCUGUUGAAGAAGAAGAAGGUUUAUUACCAUGACAAUUGCCCUGGUUGUAAGGUUGACCAGCUAAAGAACACCAACCCAGGUCUUCCGUACAAGCAUUUGUUUUAUGUGUGGAUUGUGGUGCUUUCUGCAGCUUUGCCAAUAUCAUCACUUUUUCCUUUCCUUUAUUUCAUGAUAAGGGACUUCCGUAUUGCGAAAAAGGAAAAGGAUAUUGGCUACUAUGCUGGUUAUGUGGGAUCUUCGUUUAUGCUUGGAAGAGCUUUGACUUCUGUGUUGUGGGGAGUGGUUGCUGAUCGGUAUGGUCGGAAGCCUGUGAUAAUGAUUGGUACAAUUGCAGUGGUCAUUUUCAACACUCUCUUUGGCCUAAGCACGGACUUUUGGAUGGCAUUUGUGACGAGGUUUCUUCUUGGAAGUUUUUGCGGUAUUCUUGGCCCAAUGAGGGCAUAUGCUUCAGAAGUUUGCCAAGAACAAUAUCAAGCUUUGGGAAUGUCAAUUAUCAGCACAUCCUGGGGCGUUGGAUUGGUCAUUGGUCCAGCUCUUGGUGGUUUUCUUGCACAGCCGGCAGAGAAAUAUCCAAAUAUAUUUUCCAAAGAAUCCCUUCUUGGAAGGUUUCCAUACCUGCUGCCCUGCCUUUUGAUAUCAGCGUUUGCAUUGGGCGUGUUUGUUGUUUGUUUUUGGAUCCCGGAAACACUGCAUUUGCAUGACCGAAACAAUAACGAAGGAGAUGAGUCUUAUGAAGCACUUGAAGCCACAUCAAAUGGUUUUAAUGUGAAAGAGAUAAACCAAAAAAUGGAUGGGAGAGGUCAAAAUCCUGAAGAAAGCCUUUUAAAAAAUUGGCCCUUAAUGUCAUGCAUCAUUGUAUACUGUGUUUUCCAGCUCCAUGAUAUGGCCUAUGCAGAGAUAUUUUCAUUAUGGGCUAUUAGUUCGAGAAAGUAUGGAGGAUUGAGCUAUACAACUGCAGAUGUUGGUGAAGUUCUUUCUAUUUCAGGCUUUGGCUUGUUGAUCUUUCAACUAUUUUUGUACCCAUUGGUGGAAAGAAUUCUUGGGCCUAUCACUGUAUCUCGCAUUGGAGCAGUUUUAACCAUACCAUUACUGUCAAGCUACCCCUUCAUAGCUAUGUUAUCUGGCUUCAGCCUCUCACUGUUGAUCAAUUGUGCAUCACUAAUGAAGAAUGUGUUAUCAGUAUCCAUUACUACUGGAUUAUUUCUUUUGCAAAACAGAGCUGUGAGCCAAAAACAAAGAGGAGCUGCAAAUGGCAUUUCUUUGUGUGCUAUGUCUCUCUUCAAAGCAAUUGGUCCAGCUGCAGGAGGUUCACUCUUUUCUUGGGCACAAAAGCGUCAGAAUGCUUCUUUACUUCCAGGUGAUCAGAUAAUUUUCUUCACCCUAAACAUGAUUGUGGGGACUGGACUGCUAAUGACCUUCAGACCUUUUCUAGCUGUACCAGAUGUGAACUUGAACUCAAACUCCUUGUUAUCCCAGAGUAGGCUUUCAGACACAUUGGAGCAUUAAAAAAUAGAGACUAUUUUCUCUCUCUCUCUCUCUGGCAUGAGCACAGCUUGAAUAACUUGCCUUGAAAUUCUAUUUGUUUAUUUGUCAACUGGAAAUGGGAAAGUGCAUUGUUUGUGGUA
This is a messenger RNA of Malania oleifera, 1786 nucleotides long. RefSeq names its product protein ZINC INDUCED FACILITATOR 1-like. NCBI's taxonomy places the organism in Eukaryota, Viridiplantae, Streptophyta, Magnoliopsida, Santalales, Ximeniaceae. The transcript is spliced from 18 exons. Gene Ontology annotation, molecular function: transmembrane transporter activity. The coding region runs from base 141 to 1667 and encodes 508 amino acids. The record is from RefSeq and is a predicted model, not a curated record. Gene Ontology annotation, biological process: transmembrane transport.